Messenger RNA from Hippocampus zosterae (dwarf seahorse), 3578 nucleotides. RefSeq names its product Rho GTPase activating protein 12b (gene arhgap12b). The record is from RefSeq and is a predicted model, not a curated record. Bases 241 to 2874 code for a protein of 877 amino acids. Gene Ontology annotation, cellular component: cytoplasm. NCBI's taxonomy places the organism in Eukaryota, Metazoa, Chordata, Actinopteri, Syngnathiformes, Syngnathidae. Gene Ontology annotation, molecular function: protein binding. The transcript has 19 exons. Gene Ontology annotation, biological process: regulation of GTPase activity; signal transduction.
GCAAGGCGGGGGAUUGCGAACAGACCGAAAAGCCUGGAGAACCGCUGCGGACUUAAUCGGAACUGUCCAUACAAAAUUAGAAGGGAACAUUUCCUGCACAAUCACCCUCCAGGUCCAUCAAGAGACGCCAUUUGAGUUUUACAAGUCCAGACGUUCCCCGGCCAGACAUGAAGAGCCCUCCGGGUUUGGAUCGCUGAGCAGCUGAGGUCGGCGCUAUAAAAACGGACAGUCCUGACAGUCAUGGCCGAUCGAGAUGGGCUUCCUCUUGCCCCGGGUCAAGCCUACGUGGAGGUGGAAUAUGACUAUGAGUACAAGGCCAAAGAUAAGACGGUCACCAUCCGGCAGGGGGAGUGCUACAUCCUCGUGAAGAAAACCAACGAGGACUGGUGGCAGGUGAGGAAAGACGAGGGCGCAAAGGCUUUCUACGUGCCGGCUCAGUAUGUCAGAGAGGUGCGGCGGGCGCUGAUGCCCCCCCAGAAGCCCACCUUGAGGGCCAAACCUACCGUUCUGGAUAUCUGUAUGGCGUCAAAUGAGAACCUGAACCGGCCGCAGCCAGAAAUGUCCAGCUUUGGGCGACCGUCGCCUUCCUCCACGCCGUCACCUUCCUCAGACCGCGUCACGCCGCCGGCUCCGCCCAAGGAUGCUAAUCAGAAUUUGGGAAGCCCCCAUCAUUGCAAGGUGGUUGCCGAAUUGGUGCUUCUUCACAACAACAACAAUCAUCAUCUUGCCAACAAUUCGACCCUCCCGCGGACGCGAGCCGACUCGCCGCCGCUCAGAGAGGAGAACCACCACAGCAGAAGUCCAGACAGUGACAAGACCUCACCGCAAUGUGACCUACCAGGAAACGGACUCGGCAAGCUCCGCAACGACUCGGAGUCCGGCGAUGAGCUCAGUAGCAGUUCAACAGAACACAUGCAGACCACAUCGCCAACGGGUCAAGGCAGGUCAGACUCGCCGGUCUACACCAACCUCCAGGAGCUUAAGAUCUCUCAGUCCAGCCUGCCGCCUGUGCCCUCCGGUUCACCUCUGCACAUCCACGGCGACUGGGAGACGCACAAAGACCUGAGUGGCAGGCAUUUCUACUAUAACCGGGCUACGGGGGAGCGCACUUGGAAACCACCACGCACCCGGGACGCCAGCGGCAGCACCGGCAGCUUCCGAGGAGAAGGUCACCAAGGCACAGCAGAGAGCGAGCUGCUUUCGUCUGAAGAAAACGGUCACAGCACCCAUUCCAGCCAGUCUGACAGCCAGUAUGGGUCGCCCCCCAGAGGCUGGUCUGAGGAACUGGAUGAGCAUGGGCACACCCUUUACGUCUCUGAAUACACACAAGAAAAGUGGAUCAAACAUGUUGAUGAGCAAGGCCGACCCUACUACUACAACACUGACGGAUCCAGGUCUGAAUGGGAAUUACCCAAGUAUAACAUCUCCCCUCAGUCUGGUGAGGUCCCCAAGAGUCGCAGCCUUGAGAGGAAGCAGCCGGACCCCAUCAUCCUCACCAAGUGGAGGCACAGCACUUAUGUCCUUGAUCUCAACGACAAGGAGUGUGCUACGGCGCCCAAGCAGAGCUCUCCCGACUCUGACUCCUGCCCAUCAUCUCCUAAGCACCCCUCAACUCCGUCAGAGAAGUGCGGGGUCCUAAAUGUCACCAAAAUCACGGAGAAUGGAAAAAAAGUCAGGAAGAACUGGGCAUCCUCGUGGACGGUGUUACAGGGUUCCUCGCUCCUCUUUGCAAAGGGUCAAGGAGGAAGCACUAGCUGGUCUUUUUACCGAAACGGCUCCAUCCCCGAGUUGCUCCUCACUCUUCUUAGCAACUUGAAGCCAUCAGUCAAGCCCCGCCCCGCUGUCUCCUAUAAGUUUGGCAGCAACCAGUCGAAGCCCGAGUUUACCGUUGACUUGCGCGGGGGUUCCGUGGAAUGGGCUUCCAAGGACAAGUCCAGCAAGAAGCAUGUCAUUGAGCUGAAGACUCGUCAGGGGACAGAACUGCUGAUCCAGUCUGAGAUUGACAGCGUCAUUAAUGACUGGUACCGGGCCCUGACCGAGACCAUUAACACAUACGCGUGGGAGUCGGAUGAGGCCAUCGAAGAGGAUAUGCCGGACUCUCCGGGAGCUGAGAAACAGGACAAAGAGAAAGAUCAGCGAGAGUCGAAGAAGAACAGAGUUGUGAUGAAGACCUCCGUCAGUAUGGACUCAUCAGACCAGAAAAAAACCCGGCUGAAGCUCAAGAAGUUCUUGACGCGUCGACCCACCUAUCAGGCAGUACGAGACAAAGGCUACAUCAAAGAUCAAGUUUUUGGCUGCAGUCUGAGCAACCUGUGCCAGCGGGAGAACACGUCCGUGCCCAAAUUUGUGAAAAUGUGUAUCGACCACGUGGAGAACACGGGUCUCAGUAUCGAUGGCUUGUAUCGAGUGAGCGGGAACCUGGCAGUGAUACAGAAGCUCCGCUUUGCCGUGAACCAUGACGAGAAGGUGGAACUGGAUGACAGCAAAUGGGAGGACAUCCACGUCACGACAGGAGCACUCAAGAUGUUCUUCCGGGAACUUCCAGAGCCUCUAUUUACUUACGGAUCCUUCAAUGACUUUGUUAAUGCAAUUAAAUGUUCUGACUACAAGCAGAGAGUCAAUUCAAUCAAAGACUUGAUCAAGAAGUUGCCAAAACCUAACCACGACACAAUGCAAGUCCUCUUCAAACACCUGCGCAGGGUGAUCGACCACGGCGAAGCCAACCGCAUGACCACCCAGAGCGUGGCCAUCGUUUUCGGCCCCACGCUGCUCCGGCCCGAAACGGAGACGGGCAACAUAGCGGUCCAUAUGGUCUACCAGAACCAGAUAGUUGAGCUCAUACUGCUGGAGUUCGAAAGCAUCUUUGGCAGGUAGACGCAAAGGGGCUACAGACUUUUUGCCUCUUCUUCCUUUUUUUUUUUUUCCUCUGUUUUUGUUUUUGACUGAACUCUGUGUUGCCGCGGACCUGGCAACUGCGAAGGCCAACUCCUCCGUUUACACAUGCAUGACAAGGCAUUGCACUUACCAGUUCUGGAGAUGAGUUUCAAGGGGCAACAGGCCCCCCCUCCACCUUUCCAGCUGCCGUUCCUUUGCAGACGGGCGGCAACCUUUCAGUUGACCUCUCGUGAUUUGGUGAAUUUGAGUCUUCGGGGUUGGGGUUAUUAUAUAUAUUUUUUUUGGGGGGGGUGCCGCAGUCACUGAAUCCUAUAAAACCUCCUUGUGUUGGGGAGCGUUCAGGGAUGCUGCUCCGGUGACGUUAAAGGCAGACGCAAACCUCAUGAUGUUGCCUGAAAUGUGUUGGUCUUCUGUGUUGUGGCGCUUCGUCUGUGACGCCAGUUAUGCCAUAAUCAGUGUUGUGUUAAUGGGCCGAUGUUUUCUUUUGUUGUCGUUAGUGUCGUUUCUGUUUUUAUUUUGUCUCAAUUUUUUUUUUUUUUUUUUUGCACUUGGAUGAACUGGAGCAGUGUUUCACAUUGUGCCCCCACUUCCCCCACCCGGUACCCCUCACCCUUUAAGUGUUAACCCGAUGGAGGGAUAAAAACAGUGUUUGUUGUUGGGAGUGAAUUAAAACCUGCACAGAA